Molecule: messenger RNA, 2528 nt
Organism: Manis javanica (Malayan pangolin)
Lineage: Eukaryota; Metazoa; Chordata; Mammalia; Pholidota; Manidae
Gene: GSK3B
Product: glycogen synthase kinase 3 beta
Biological process (GO): cell differentiation; regulation of microtubule cytoskeleton organization; negative regulation of canonical Wnt signaling pathway
Cellular component (GO): glutamatergic synapse; beta-catenin destruction complex; nucleus
Molecular function (GO): tau-protein kinase activity; ATP binding; beta-catenin binding
Source: RefSeq, a predicted model, not a curated record
CCCGACCCGGGCGAAUGCGGGCUUGUGCCGCCGCCGCCGCCGCCGCUGCCGCCGCCCGGGCCGAGUGACAAAGGAAGGAAGGAAGGAAGCGAGGAGGAGCCGGCCCCGCAGCCGCUGACAGGGCUCCGGACUGGGGGCAAAGCGCGGACACUUCCUGAGAGGGCACCGAGCAGAGGCGAGGGGUGGGAGGACGGCCGCGCUGGUGCCGUGGACGGGGGAGGGGGGCCCCGAGGGACGGAAGCGGUUGCCGGGUUCCCAUGUCCCCGGCGUAUGGGGAGCAGUCGAGGAGCCGCUGCCUGGGGUCUGAAGGGAGCUGCCUCCGCCGCCGCCGCCGCCAUGGCCGCUGGAUCCAGCCGCCGCCUGCAGCUGCUCCUGGCGCAAUGAGGAGAGGAGCCGCCGCCACCAGCCGCCGCUGACCGAUUUGCGACUCCGCCGCCCUCAGUUCUGUGGCCCCAGCCGUCAGCCCGCCGAAUCCCGCCGCGGCCGGAGCCGCAGCGUUUCCCGUCGCAUCUCCGAGCCACCCCCUCCCUCUCCCUCCCUUCUCCCCAUCCCCCCUUCUUUUCAAGCGUGAGACUCGUGAUCCUUCCGCCGCUUCCCUUCUUCAUUGACUCGGAAAAAAAAUCCCCGAGGAAAAUAUAAUAUUCCAAGUACUUAUUUUCAAUCAAGUAUUUGCCCCCGUUUCACGUGAUUUUUUUUUUUUAAGGAUUUCUCUAAGGAAAGGGAGGGGAAAGAAUUGUGUUUUUUCCCCAGACCCAAAUCAUCUAUAUGUUAAAUAUCCCUAACGAUCUGUCUUGAAGGAGAAAUACAUCGAUCGUUUUUUUUUUAUAGCUAUACAAAAAAGGGGUGGAAAGCCAAGAGGACGAAGUCUUUUUCUUGUGGAAGAACUUAAUGCUGCAUUUAUCAUUAACCUAGCACCCCAACAUAAAACAAAAGGAAGAAAAGGAGGAAGGAAGGAAAAGAAGGUGAUUCGGAAAGAGAGUGACCAUGUCAGGGCGGCCCAGAACCACCUCCUUUGCGGAGAGCUGCAAGCCAGUGCAGCAGCCUUCAGCUUUUGGCAGCAUGAAAGUUAGCAGAGACAAAGAUGGCAGCAAGGUGACCACAGUAGUGGCAACUCCUGGGCAGGGUCCAGACAGGCCGCAAGAAGUCAGCUAUACAGACACUAAAGUGAUUGGAAAUGGGUCAUUUGGCGUGGUAUAUCAAGCCAAACUUUGUGAUUCAGGAGAACUGGUUGCCAUCAAGAAAGUAUUGCAGGACAAAAGAUUUAAGAACCGAGAGCUCCAAAUCAUGAGAAAGCUAGAUCACUGUAACAUAGUCCGAUUGCGUUAUUUCUUCUACUCAAGCGGUGAGAAGAAAGAUGAGGUCUAUCUUAAUCUGGUGCUGGACUAUGUCCCAGAAACAGUAUACAGGGUUGCCAGACACUACAGUCGAGCCAAACAGACGCUCCCUGUGAUCUAUGUCAAGUUGUAUAUGUAUCAGCUGUUUCGAAGUUUAGCCUAUAUCCAUUCCUUUGGAAUCUGCCAUCGGGAUAUUAAACCACAGAACCUCUUGUUGGAUCCCGAUACAGCGGUCUUAAAACUCUGUGACUUUGGAAGUGCAAAGCAGCUGGUCCGAGGAGAACCCAAUGUUUCGUAUAUCUGUUCUCGGUACUAUAGGGCGCCGGAGUUGAUCUUUGGAGCCACUGAUUAUACCUCUAGUAUAGAUGUAUGGUCUGCAGGCUGUGUGUUGGCUGAACUGUUGCUAGGGCAACCAAUAUUUCCAGGGGACAGUGGUGUAGAUCAGUUGGUGGAAAUAAUCAAGGUCCUGGGGACACCAACAAGGGAGCAAAUUAGAGAAAUGAAUCCAAACUACACAGAAUUCAAAUUCCCUCAAAUUAAGGCACAUCCCUGGACUAAGGAUUCGUCAGGAACAGGACAUUUCACCUCAGGAGUGCGGGUCUUCCGACCGCGAACUCCACCGGAGGCAAUUGCACUGUGUAGUCGUCUGCUGGAAUAUACACCAACUGCCCGGUUGACACCACUGGAAGCUUGUGCACAUUCAUUUUUUGAUGAAUUACGGGACCCAAAUGUCAAACUACCAAAUGGGCGAGACACACCUGCACUCUUCAACUUCACCACUCAAGAGCUGUCAAGUAAUCCACCUCUAGCUACUAUCCUUAUUCCUCCUCAUGCUCGGAUCCAAGCAGCUGCUUCCACCCCUACAAAUGCCACAGCAGCCUCAGGUUGAAAACCCUUCUAACAGAAAAGGGAAUCAUGAUAGGAGUUGGACAAGAUGCUAAUGCUGGAGACCGUGGGCAGACCAAUAACGCCGCUUCUGCAUCAGCUUCCAACUCUACCUGAACAGUCCCAAGCAGUCAGCUGCACAGGAAAACCACCAGUUACUUGGGUGUCACUCAGCAACACUGGUCACGUUUGGAAAGAAAAUUAAAAAGAGAAAAAAAAACCUGUUCAUUUUAGUGUUCAAUUUUUUUAUUAUUAUUGUUCUUAUUUAACCUUGUAAAAUAUCUAUAAAUACAAACCAAUUUCAUUGUA